AAGGAAUUACGUCAGUUUUGCUUUACGGCCGUACCACGGACCUCCUGUUUAAAAAUCGCAGCAUUGUAAUUUGUUUACAAAUUUGCAUCCCCAUAAAGUGCAUUAGGUAUAAUUAAAACGAGAUGGGAGUAGCGGAUGAAACAGACAGGACUCUCUUUGUUGGAAAUUUGGAUCCAAAAGUGACGGAGGAACUUUUAUUCGAGCUAUUUUUACAGGCAGGACCUCUGUUCAAAGUGAAAAUCCCUAAAGACAAUGAUGGAAAACAGAAAGCGUUUGGAUUUGUCUGUUUCAAACAUGAGGUGUCCGUACCCUAUGGCAUGAACCUGCUCAAUGGGGAAACUCUAUUUGGAAGGACUCUCAAAGUACAGUUUAGAGCAGGAAGCAGUCACAUUAACAGUCCAGGGCACUCUCAGAAUCAAAGCCCUGUGAAUACUCCCAAUCCACAUGGGGCUGCGGACAGGUUUGACAAGAGCCCAGACCAGAUGGGCUCCCCAUCAUUUUCACCCUCUCAGCACAUUCAGAGGUCCUUCUCCUCUCCUGAUAGUCUGCAGAGACAGGCCAUGAUGAACAACAUGUGGCAGCUCCAGAUGCAGCAGCUCCAGGGGGUGAAUGGAUGCUUCCCAGCUGGUCUUCUGGGGCAGCCACCACCACAACAGCUACAGCCACAGAGUGGUGGAAGUGGUGGGUCCUGGCAACUGGACAGCUCCUCACAGCGAGGCAACAGGCAGGGGUACCAGCAGGACAGCAGCAGCCACUACGGCAGGGACCAGCGGUACCCAGGAGACUCUGAUGACACCGGCUCCAACCGCCACCACCGCAGCCAGCGAGAUGACCAGCGAGGUGAACACUAUAACCAUGACGACAGGAGUGGGAGCAGCGGAGGCAACCGUAGCAGAGAUGACAGGUGGAGGGACGGCUCCAGAGAUGGCCGGUGGAGACGAUACUGAAGCACUAUGGGAAUUUAAGAACAGAAUUGUGAAUAUUUUUCACUUUUUUUAAAGGACAUUUGAGUAUUUUACAGUUUUGUCACAAAAACAUUUUCAUGCUCGAAAUGCAUUUUUAUUUUUUACAAUUGGUUAGUCAUGUUUAGGAUGAUAUUGAAAAUAUUUAAAUGCACUGGACUGUGUCCAAGUAAACAAAAUAUUGAUUGGUUAUUUUACAUUUACUUGUGAGGUUUUCCACAAUUGUUUUAUUGUGAUUUUUUUAUUUUUUAUUAAUUGGAGAAAAAUAGAUUUUUAUACCGUCCCCUGGGGAAUUGUUAAAUCAUUCUACCCUAGUAGUUAUAGCUUUUUGAAGGCAAGGUUUGUUUGAAAAGAUUUGCUGUGUUUGUCAAGUAUUGAUAUUGUUGUGAACAAUUCCUUUUAUACAAGGUAUGGUGCUCAACUGUUUUUAGUGGGAAAUUGCUCAGGUAUUUAGUAAAAAAAAAAGUUUGGGAAUUAUUUUGGCAUGUUUCAGCUGUGUAAUCUAAUUCAACCAGCAACACUUACAUGCUGACCAGACCGGACACAUCCGCGAGAGUUGCAAAAUAAAUUUAGAAAUUGUGUUAUUCAAUUAUUGCACCCACACUGCUCGUGCGUGCCAAGGAGCGUCUGCGAUGCCAAGGGCUAAAAUAGAACUCCUUUCUAUUUCUGACACAGAUCGAGCUGAAAGUCAUGCCUCUCCCAUCUCAUUGGUUUAUAGAAGCAGGUACCCAUGUGCCAUCUCCUCAUUGGUUAUAUCCACGGGGGUGAUUGAAAGACAAACUGUUUUGCCGGUCGUCAUGGUAAUACUAUGACAGUUUAGAUGCCAAUCACCGUAUAAAUUCAAAGAUGAAAACACCUGGAAGGAGGAGAGAUGACUAGAAACGAUUCGGUUGGCUGUUUUAUGUGUGGAUUAAUUGUAGGAUUACAGGUAAAAUAACAACUCAAUGUUUAUAUCCCAGGACAAAUUAGCUAGCAAGUGCAAGCUAACUAGCUAAAUUGCCAUGCAUGUUUAAUGGUUUUCGACCUGUCCCCAAAUUAAUGUAAUUGGUUCAGAGUUUGUUUUGAUAUUUUAACCUGCGUGUCGUGAUCGCGUUUGCUGUAGGGGAACAAAAUUAAUUUAUGCACGAUGGCGCACAAGCUCAGCCGGUUUGGUUCCGUGUUACUCAGUAGGCUGAAAAUUGACUGGUUUUUAGAUUGUUACGUUAAAUGGAAAAUAGAUUUUACAUUAGUCUUUUUAUUAAUUUGAGAAUAGUAUUGUAAGAUACCCAACAGAUUCCAUGUACAUGUGAAACUAGAUCUUUUCAUGAAAUAUUAGCAUAAACAUUUGUCCACACACCUUUUGUGGCCUUCUAUUUACAGGAAAAGCAUUACAAUGAAAAUAUCAAUGAAAUGUUGACACAAAUGGUACUUUUUCCAUCCAAACGCAGUCCUACAGAAGUUAACUAUUGUAUGUUAAUGCUAUUACAUGCAGUUGUGCCCAAACUCAUGCCUUGCUUGUCUGCUCUCUCUAAAACUGGACCAUGUGUAACCAAUAUGCUUGUGCAGUGGGUUAGAAAGUAAUCUGCAGGUGGCGCCACACACACCUCUUUAUUGAAUCAAUUAGGAUGACAAAGAUAACCAAGCCAACUGAUGAUCUGUAGCCUACUCUGUCUUUAGAAUGCUCAUUCAAAUGACUGCUUGAGUUCUACAUAGUCAAGUUACACAAGGUAAAUAAUAGGAUCAAUAUGUAUAUUCUCUUUACAUUCAGUGUAACUUAGCUAUUGUCAAGAUGGUGGAACGAUCAUCUUGUUGACAUAGUCUAGAAGUGCCACUUUUUCAUCACUUGAGCAUCCACAUUCGGUAUUAUUUCUGACUUAUACAAACUUGGAAUCAUAGGCUAUAGCUCUAAAGCCUGGUUACCUUUGGAUAUAAUUUAAAACUAUUGUUCAGCCAUGGAAUUUGUUCCACUUUGGUCAUUGUUUCAGCCCAGGAUUGGGAUCUCAUGUUACAAUUAGUGGCCCUGCUGUAUGUGAUGCCCCUGUGUCGCCUGUACCAAGGGUUGCUUCCAACAAGUGCCUGCCGAAAUCCCUUAAAGUCCACGUUGAGGUCAUAAUGUACCCUUCCGAAAGUGCUUAGGCCGCUAACGGCUCCCGUUGUGUAUCAACAUGUACAUCCCCCAAUAAAGCUCUGGAUCCAAAAGUGGAGGUGCAUUUGCACCUACUACACUAA
Molecule: messenger RNA, 3170 nt
Organism: Oncorhynchus kisutch (coho salmon)
Lineage: Eukaryota; Metazoa; Chordata; Actinopteri; Salmoniformes; Salmonidae
Product: RNA-binding protein 7-like
Exons: 5
Coding region: 123-947 (274 amino acids)
Biological process (GO): regulation of alternative mRNA splicing, via spliceosome
Cellular component (GO): nucleus
Molecular function (GO): single-stranded RNA binding
Source: RefSeq, a predicted model, not a curated record